AUGAAAUACACAAGUUAUUUCUUGGCCUUUCAGCUCUGCAUCAUUUUGGGUUCUUCUAGCUGUUACUCCCAGGACAUAGUUAAUAAAGAAAUAGAAAAUUUAAAAGAAUAUUUUAAUGCAAGUAAUUCAAAUGUAUCAGAUGGCGGGUCUCUUUUCUUGGAUAUUUUGGAUAGAUGGAAAGAGGAGAGUGACAAAAAAGUAAUCCAGAGCCAAAUUGUCUCUUUCUACUUCAAACUCUUUGAACACUUAAACGACAACAAGAUCAUCAAAAGGAGCAUGGACACCAUCAAGGCGGAUCUUUCGGCUAAGUUCUUCAACAGCAAUGGAACUAAACAGGAGGACUUCCUAAAGGUGUCUCAAGUUCAGGUAAAUGACUUGAAGAUCCAGCGUAAAGCAGUGAGUGAACUCAAGAAAGUGAUGAAUGAUCUGUUACCACACUCUACCCUAAGGAAGCGAAGAAGGAGUCAGUCUUCGAUUCGGGGUCGGAGAGCAUCCAAAUAA
Urocitellus parryii (Arctic ground squirrel) is the source of this 501-nucleotide messenger RNA. It is a transcript of the gene Ifng, whose product is annotated as interferon gamma. Lineage: Eukaryota; Metazoa; Chordata; Mammalia; Rodentia; Sciuridae. Gene Ontology annotation, cellular component: extracellular region. The record is from RefSeq and is a predicted model, not a curated record. Gene Ontology annotation, molecular function: type II interferon receptor binding; cytokine activity. Gene Ontology annotation, biological process: adaptive immune response; humoral immune response.